Molecule: messenger RNA, 4133 nt
Organism: Micropterus salmoides (largemouth bass)
Lineage: Eukaryota; Metazoa; Chordata; Actinopteri; Centrarchiformes; Centrarchidae
Product: solute carrier family 66 member 2
Exons: 5
Coding region: 597-1412 (271 amino acids)
Biological process (GO): phospholipid translocation; retrograde transport, endosome to Golgi
Cellular component (GO): endosome; trans-Golgi network
Source: RefSeq, a predicted model, not a curated record
AGUAUGGGCUGUACUUUCAUAGUACUACACCGAAUAUGGGCCAGUCAGCAAUGAAACAAAUUUUCCUAUAAGGAGCUUAUAUAUAAGAAAACAUAUACUAAUUCGUUUCAAGUUUCCUUCACAUUUCAAGGGCUUUUAUAACGUUACAAUUUCCCGGAACCUUUUGGAGUUUCUUUUUCUGAGUUAAGUGCAGCGGUUGAAGCAGCGCCAGCUAGCAUCAACUGUAACGUUAGUGUUGAAGCAGAGAAAUGGGACGUAUUGAUAUUGAGCAGAUUAUCAGUUACAUCCGCCUCCUCCACUGCAAAUACCCCCGCUGCCUUCAGUGAGCGGUGUUGUUGUGUCAGUACAGUAACUGUUAGCGGAAAUUGUCGUCGUUUCUGUUUUACUUCUCGGCUUGUGUUGGCGUGGCAGUAGCUGCUUCUUUGUCUGUGUAAUCCGUGUAGGGACUAUGCUCGGAAAACACGGGUGUUUCUCCUUUUACACGCUCAAAGUCGUUACAAGGACCCCGUGGAUGAUAAGCACCUUAUAACAGUCUCCGUAGAGCCAGUGGCGACCAGCUGACGUCGCUUCACAACUUCUUGCCCACACAGCCCAACAUGGAAGAUGAUAUGUUUGACCAGAUUGUGGCCGUGUUCAACUCGCUGGUGUCGUGGGUCGCCGCUGGUGCCAUGGUGUUCGGUGGGGUGGUGCCCUACAUCCCCCAGUACAGAGACAUCCGCCGGACCCAGAAUGCAGAGGGGUUCUCCACCUAUGUGUGCCUGGUCCUCCUGGUGGCAAACAUCCUACGAAUACUCUUCAGAUUUGGCCGCUACUUCGAGACGCUGCUGCUGUGGCAGAGCAUCAUCAUGAUCGCCACCAUGCUCAUCAUGCUGAACCUGUGCACCAACGUCCGCAUGGCCACUGAACUCAACACCAAAAGGCGCUCCUUCAUAGCGACAGACAGUAAGGACGAGGAGAUCAGAAUCCCUAAGAGGCUCUUUCUGGACUUUGACUGGAACUACUUCUGGUUGUGGAGUCAGUUCGUGGACUACUUGCAGUGCGUGCUGGCCUUCACGCUGGUGGCGGCGUACAUCACCUACCUCUUUCUGGACUCUGCGCUGUUCGUGGAGACCCUGGGCUUCCUGGCCGUCUUCACUGAAGCAAUGCUGGGCACGCCGCAGCUCCACUGCAAUUACCAGAACAAGUCCACAGAGGGCAUGAGUAUCAAGAUGGUGCUGAUGUGGACCAGUGGUGACACUUUUAAAACGGGCUACUUCCUGCUCACCCAGGCUCCUAUGCAGUUCUGGAUAUGUGGCCUGCUGCAGGUCUUUGUGGACUUCGCCAUCCUGUUCCAGGUUUACUACUAUAGCCGCUACCCACAGAAACCGGUGUCCCACACCGUCUCCCACACCACCAGUGCCAAAGCCCUCUGAAAGCCUCUGCAAGCACUCCGAGGACACAUCAACACUCCAAAACACCAGUGAGGAAGAACUGCGCUGUGGACAUGUAUAAACAUACACGAGUACCAAAGCACCUUGAGAUGAUGCAGGCUGCUCACCCUCACCUCCAAGUAUACAUAAAGACACAUAAACGCCCAUAAAUAAGGCAUGAACAUAACCAGAUACGUUGUGGUGUCAGUGUCUACAGGGAACCUGAAGGACACUUGUUACAAACAAACUCAACCUCUUGUUUUAUUUAUCCAGCUGACUUCUUCUCAAUGCAACAGUAUGCUUGUGACUUUGAAUGCCGACUUCUCAAAGAAUAUAUCCUUGAAUCAGCCUGCGCAUGUGGAGAAUAGUAUGCACACAUGAAAAUAUACAGUAUAAAAACUGCAGAUGUAUGCACUGAAAUCUGUGCCCAAUGAAACGUGGACUAGCUUUUGUCAUCCACGUUAGCUGAUGAUUGUCGCAUGGACCCUCUGCCUUAACACACACACAUUUGAACAUGGCUUGCUGCAUUACCAGCAAUAUAAAUGUAUGAAUCAAUCACAAAAAAUCACCACUGAAUGUACAAAGUGGCAUUUGUUAUUUUGUAGUUUUUCCUGACACAGUGGAGAAAUGCUGGUCAGUCUACCACUUGUUGGACAGAUGGUCGCCAUGUGCUGUGACACACAGUCUUGUAGGAUAAUAGAGGAACUGUAAGAAACUAGAGGCAAUCAGACUUUACCAAAAGAAGAAAAAUCCCAAAGGCUUGGAGAUGCAAUGCAUUGGCUUCUAAAAAACAAAUGGUCAUAAACAUAAGUGGCCUUGAGGCUUAUGAAGUGAACUGUAAAUCGAGAUUUGUAUGCUGGAAGCUGUAGGAAACAUCACAUCACCAGUGUUCAGGCUGUCAGGAUUGUUGAAAGGCCAGUGAUUUUUGUACUGAAGCUGUUGAUGACAUUUUGUAUAGAAUUUUGAUCAAUUUAAUUCCAUCAACUCCAAAGGAGUCAGUUUAUCCACCACAUUGCCAUAUUCCUUAGGAGCAUUUAAACUGAACACAAAGCACAUCUUAGCACCCCCUUGAAAGGUCAUUUUGGUUACAUUAACUGUUACGUUACAGCUUUUUUUCUGCAUUCAGGCAAUGUCAGCAGAACACGAAGAACAGAAAAACCCACUAUUAUGCGACUAGGACUAGGUUCAUGCAUUAUUCUUGGUUGGUUACUGCUAGCCUUGUGGUCACAUUUAAAUAGUCUAAAGUAGAUACUUUUGUUGUGGACUGGAUUAGUAAAUAUUGAUGGCUUUGCAGCCAUUUUACCACCAGUUUGUUGAAACUUGUGUAGUUUUUUUUCACCUGGUGGGAGACAAUAUCAUGGUUGUCAAGAUUUUCCAAUACUUUUCACUCAGAAUUACAACUAGGGAGCUGAGGUGAAUGUUUUUUUUCCCACACUGCUCGGAAUUACUGUGAGAACAAUACAAGGUGGAUGCUGCAUUAUUUAGCAAUUUUGCCCAUCAUUCUUAUCUGUAAUAUUAACAUUAUACAGAUCAAGUUAAUUGCUGAGAUCUGGGAAUGCAGCAACAUUGCUGCAAGGAUCAUACAAUCUCAUAAAUUAUUUUGGUGAACACUGAUUAUUAUUACCCAUGGAAAUUAAAGCCGAAGUUAGAAGUUUUAAUGAACCACAAUUAUCCUUUUAGAGAGGUUCACUUAACGUUUUACAGACUGAUACUUCUGAAUAUGCUCUGCAAAAUCACAUCAUAUUGGCUGUGGGUAACACUGACUGGCCAGUUUAUCAUUUAUAUUGCAAAUCCAAUAACAUCCCCUGAUAUCCAUACUCAUGACUCCACCUCGCUGCGUGGUGCUGUGUUGGGCAGCUUGUACUCAUCACCAUUUUAUCAUAAAAAAUUAAUUUCCUGUUCAGAAGGAGAAGCUGCCACAUAGCACAGUGAAGAUUGUCUUUGUUAUUGUUGUUUUGUAAUUUUCCUCUGGUGAGGGGAGAAAUGCCAAACCAGGAGGUGUACGACUGUCAGCUCUUCAGUGAACUGUGUACCAGAGCAGACCUGAUUCUGUCCUCCUCUUUUAAGCCUCAAGAAAUAGAAACUUCCCUUUUAUUCCAGUGGGACGUGGCAAGACUUUUCUAUAAAUAUUUCUUUCGUGGCUCUUAAAUAAUAUAACAAAAAAAAGAUGUGGAAUGAUCCUUUGUUUCUUAGUAGUGGAUGUGCAUUUUUUGUGUUCACCAUAUUUAUUUUGUUAUCCUUUUUUUACAAUCUUGUAAGAUAGAUUGUUUUAUUCAAACAGUGGUGAGAGUGUGUUGUGUGGAUAAUGUGAGAGACCGUUGAGACAGGUUCUUGUUGUGCUCGACAGGAUCAAAAAUAACCUUCACUUUAGUUACUGUUCAAUUCCAUGUAUCUCUACUUUUUUUUUUACUUUGUUUUGUAUCAUUUGGUUCAUUCAUUUUAUCAUGUUUAGUUAUUUUCCUAUAGAAACUGCCAACUACAUUUUCUUAUCUGUAAAACACACACCUAGUUUAUUAAUGUACCAAAAAUAUUAUUUCCAGUAUGUUUCUUUUCCUUUUUACUAUGUUACAUCUGUUGGUGUGUAUUUAGUUUUUCUAUUAAACUGCCAAAUGUCCACCUCAGUAACUAAUGAAAUCCAUCAACACAUGCGGCUGUUUAAACACGGAGUAUCGUUGAGAAUCUACUAUCAUGGCAUUGUCUCCCAAUAAAGAGGACAUGGAGAGA